Venustampulla echinocandica is the source of this 1350-nucleotide messenger RNA. RefSeq lists its product as uncharacterized. Bases 1 to 1350 code for a protein of 449 amino acids. The record is from RefSeq and is a predicted model, not a curated record. Gene Ontology annotation, biological process: transmembrane transport. The transcript is spliced from 3 exons. NCBI's taxonomy places the organism in Eukaryota, Fungi, Ascomycota, Leotiomycetes, Helotiales, Pleuroascaceae. Gene Ontology annotation, molecular function: transmembrane transporter activity. Gene Ontology annotation, cellular component: fungal-type vacuole membrane.
AUGUCCUAUAACAACACCGCGUCUUGUUUCAAUGGCAAAAAAGGACAAAUUAAAAAUGGUCCUGGUGAGCAGCCAUCUAGCAAUAUCCUGGCAGAUACCGGGCCUCAGCUUGAAGCACUGAUGACAGUUAUCCCGGCGGAUGAAUUUCCAGAUGGUGGUCUCGAAGCGUGGUCUGUCGUCCUCGGUGCUUGGUGUAGCAAUUUCGUCUCCUUUGGUUGGGUUGCCUGCAUGGGCGUUUUCCAAGCCUAUUACCAGACACACAAACUACACCACCGCUCCCCUAGUUCUAUCGCCUGGAUUCUGUCGACUGAGUCCUUUGCAUUAUUUGCUUGCGCCCCAGUGUUUGGACAUAUAUUUGACAACUAUGGCGCGAGAGCCUUGUUGGUUGGGGGAGCGGCCUUCCAUGUGUUCGGGUUGAUGAUGGUUUCUCUCUCGAAGGAGUACUAUCAAAUCCUCCUCGCACAAGGGGUUUGCAGCGCUGUCGGCGCCAGUGCAGUAUACUGGGCUUGUAGCAAUGCGGUGGGGACUGGGUGGCUUCGUCGGAGAGGAUUGGCAAUGGGAAUUGCAUCGUCAGGGAGUUCAGUGGGCGGGAUUGUAGGGACGGCCGCAAUCCCAGCCCUUUUCGAUAAGAUUGGUUUCGCGUGGACGAUGCGAGCGGCUGCAUUCGUGUACCUAUUCCUCCUCUCCAUAUCAAUCACGACCGUUAAGUCGAGACUUGCACACAAGUCGGUGAAAUUUCAGGCGUUGGACCUUGUGCGUCCUCUAAAGGAGAAGCCUGUUCUCCUAGUUGCAGUGGGAUGUUUCUUCUUCUUCCUUGGUGUUCUCUUGCCAGACAACUUCAUACCAAUCGAAGCAAUGGAUGCCGGCAUGUCUUCAUCGCGGGCAAAUAGCCUACUCGUAAUAUUUUGCGCAGCAACUACCAUAGGUCGCAUCGUGCCGGGAUGGGCAGGCGACCGGUUUGGGAUUUUCAACGUCACCAUCGCUUUUACUUAUCUGUCUACGCUCCUAGUUUUCGUGCUCUGGAUUCCUGCCAAAAGUGACCCCAGUCGGAUGGCAUUCGCAGGCCUCUAUGGCUUUUCAUCUGCGCUCGUAUCCGCGAUCCCUACAUUGGCUGCGCAGGUCUGUUCUAAUAUCGAUAAGCUAGGUGCAUAUAUGGGCGCAAUAUAUAUCGUGCUAUCUCCUGCAAUCCUGAUGGGCCAGCCGAUUGUUGGGGCGUUGCUUGGCGCUUCUGGGAGUGGAAAUUAUUUAUAUCUGAAGAUAUUCGCUGGACUUAUGAUGUUUAUCGGCGGGGGCGUAUUUAUUUUUGCUAGGUUCGCGUUCGAUGGUGGGGAGAAAGGGAUCUGGAUAUAA